Frankliniella occidentalis (western flower thrips) is the source of this 4309-nucleotide messenger RNA. RefSeq names its product ras-related protein Rab-35 (gene Rab35). Gene Ontology annotation, biological process: endocytic recycling. The transcript is spliced from 5 exons. Bases 207 to 809 code for a protein of 200 amino acids. The record is from RefSeq and is a predicted model, not a curated record. NCBI's taxonomy places the organism in Eukaryota, Metazoa, Arthropoda, Insecta, Thysanoptera, Thripidae. Gene Ontology annotation, molecular function: GTPase activity; GTP binding. Gene Ontology annotation, cellular component: endosome membrane; plasma membrane.
UGAAACAAGUGACAGACGUUGGGCGGAGUGAUUCAUUUUUUGCUAGAAAUUACUUGUUUUUUUGUCGUGUAGUAAUUGUAUAGCUUUUUCUCAUGCAGUGCUCUAAAGACAAUUACAUUUCUUAGUGGUUACACGAAAUUAUUAGCGACGUCAUCGUUUAUCGUCACAUAUUCUCUGUAGCGAAGGCAUUUUAUACUGUGUCAAUCAUGGUACAGGAGUACGACCACCUCUUCAAACUCCUCAUCAUUGGGGACAGUGGUGUGGGGAAGAGCUCCUUGCUUCUGAGGUUUGCUGACAAUACUUUCUCUGGUAGUUAUAUUACUACAAUUGGCGUUGAUUUUAAAAUAAGAACCAUAAAUAUUGAAGGAGAGAAGGUAAAAUUGCAAAUAUGGGAUACUGCUGGUCAGGAAAGGUUUCGCACUAUCACAUCAACAUAUUAUCGAGGGACUCAUGGUGUCAUUGUUGUCUAUGAUGUAUCUAAUGGAGAUUCGUUUGCAAAUGUGAAGCGGUGGCUCCAUGAAAUAGAACAAAACUGUGAAGUUGUUAACAGAAUCCUAGUUGGCAAUAAAAAUGAUGCCCCUGAUAGAAAAGUUGUCCUCACUGAAGAUGCUCAGCGAUUUGCUGACCAAAUGAACAUCCAGCUGUUUGAAACAAGUGCCAAGGACAAUAUUAACGUAGAAGAGAUGUUUAUGGCAGUAACAAGACAAGUUUUGAGAACUAAACAAGAUAAUAAAGAACAAGAAGCUAAUAAAAGAGAUAUUGUGAUCCCUGGACGCCCCAAAAAAGCGAGGGGUAAGAAAUGUUGUUAGCAGAGAAAUCAAGGAGUUUUGCUUGAGGUAUCAUGACAUCUUUAAUUGUGACCUUGUGAAUGUGUUUUUAUAAAUCAAUGAGUCAUUUAGAAUCUCAAUUGGAGAUUUUAAACCUGAUGGGUGCAUUCAAGUUUUCACCAUUGAGGCUCUAUAUAUUCUUUUGCAUGUUUUGAAAGCUGCUAUUUAUGUAUCUUUAGUUCAAUAUUAGACAAAUCUUCACUAUUAAUGGUGGUCUGAAAGCAAUCAAAGCUGUUGGUAUAAUUGAAGUAGCAGAGAUAAUCAUCUGUGAUGACAUGUUUCAGCUUUAUAUGAGUUAUGGCUGAUUUAGCUUAAAAAGUUUUGUCUGUGAAAAUGGCAUAAGUUGUUUCUAAAUGUUCAAUAUUGUAGCUUGGCUUUUAAUGGCCUAUGCUGUCUGAAUAAAUCUUCCAUUUUCAUUUUGCAAUGUAGUUUUCCAGUAGCACAUCAAAGACUUAUUUUUUAAAUCAAAAAAUUUUGCUGUGUUGACUUUUAAGUGUGAGUAUUAAUGAAUUAGGUACAUUUUGAAUUUUAACUGGCAUGUGAAAAAUCAGUAUAGCUCUAUGUUUUAUAAGGAAUACAAAGACAAAUUUGAAAAUUACAGUAUUUAGCAUAUUCAAAAUUGAAGUGUAUCUUUUAUAACUGUUGGAAGCUCUGUAAAUUUUUUACCUAAUGAAUAAGAUCAGGAUCAUAAAGCCAAAUUAGUGGUAUGUUGGAGUUAAUGCAUUGAGACUAAAUUCUGCCUUGCCAGAUUGACCUGUGGAAAUAGCGACACACAUCCAUUCUUUUGCUGUUUUAUUGUAUAAAACAUUGGCACUUGGUUGUCAGGGCAUCAGGUGGGUGAAAUACUAUUUAAUUGUGUCUAUAUACCUUGUAGAUAGGAGAUGUAACUUGGAUGAAAAAUUAGAUAGCACUGAGAUCUUAAAAGUUAGUUUUAGUACAAAAAUCAAUGAAGUUGUUGCGAGAUCAAUGGUUGUGUACCUUCUUCAGAUCUCGCCUUACCAGGUUUCUUCUUUAGUACCCUCUAACAUAUUCAAUAUUCAUUAUUCAGUCUAAUUUUAUCUCACAGCGCUCCAUACCAAUUCCAAGUGAUUAGUUUAAUGAAAACUGAGGUUUUUGUGCUCAACAAACAUCCUCUGUAUAUGUGUGUAUAAAAUUAUAUUUAAUUGUGAUGUGUGUAAUUUUGUUUGUAUAUUGAAGUGAAUCACUCACUAUAUAAUGGUUAAUUGUUUUUCGUUUCAUUAUUUAUCCUAAGUCAGUCUGUAAUAGAUAUAAAGCUAUUGUAAAGACUAAGCUAAGAGCAGUAGUUAAUAUGGUAGGUCAGUUACCAUUUUUAUAGAAAUUUUAUGAAAUGUAUGAAGAAAUAAUAUCCACAGGUACAACUUUUUAGUUCUGUUUUAGGUAUAAUUCUCAUUUCUUUCAGAUGUAUGCCUCAUUGUUCUCUUUCUCUCUGUGGAGACUGGACCUGUAAUCACUUGAUUUUUUUGCAUUUCCGGUAAAAACUUACCCCAUAUUUUGUUACCUGGAAGUGAAUUUAACUCAAUGUAUGCUUACAUAAAUGAAUCAUGUUAAUUUUCAUUUCUUUUCUAAUUUUAACUUAUCAAAUUUUCGUUUCAAUCAUCAUUUAUUCCUGUAUUAUUGUUAGCAUGCAUGUACUAAGCUUGAAUUUGAUACUGUUAGAUCUUCUUUUCAUUGAAAGGCUUGGGUCCUUAGAAAUUUUUGUAGGGCUGUAUGUAGAUUACCAUUUAUGUGUGCUAAAACCCUUGCUUAAUGUCUCUUCAUGUUCUACUUUGGAUGAUUUCCAACCUCCUGGAAUGCUGAUGGAGUUGCUCUGGAUGCUUUGACGCCUGAUACUUGCUCAUUGUGAUGGUUUAGUUGUUAAGGUGGGAUCUUUGCCCUCCAGAGACUACGCAUGUAAGCGCGUAUGCAUUUUUCUUUUGUGAACAAACUUUUGCUGAGCGUAUGUGUGUAAUGGAACAUAAAAUUAUAAAGGGUAUGAUGUAUGGUAUGUAUAUUCAAGUACCAAACUGUGUGCAUUUUCUUUCAAUGGGCUAUGCUAUGACUGUUCUUGCAUCACAUUUUGAAGUAAUCUAUAGCUUGGUUUCUAUGAAAAUUUGGUGACCUUCUCUCUUGAAAAUUCAAAAUUCAAUUUCAUUUUGUUCAUUUCCUUCAAUGAAAAAUAACGCUUCAGUUGUUAUGUUUGUAAGGUUUUUGUUGCCAGAUACAUUCUUUUCUCACACCCAUUUUGUUGAAGUGUGGCAAUCUUUUGCAAUGAGAUGGUAAUGUGCCCAGCUCUGUACUUGCUCAAGUUCUUUUCUUUGCUAAACCUAAUUUUUCUUCUCUUAGCCCUUACCUGUAGUCUCCAAACUCUCAUUCAAUUUCAGUUGACUCUCUCCCAUUGACGCACAGUUUUACCUGUCUGCUUGUAGCCAAUAGGUAUCUAUGAAUGUGGCCAAACUGAACAAAUUUCUAAGAAAGCUUUUGAGUAUUUUUUAACUUUAAUCUGAUUGUCAAAACUAUUCUGAACUUUUGUCCUGUGCAGUAAAGAACAAUUGUUAGUAUUUUGUAUUGAUUUUUUUUGUAGGAAAUUUCAGUGCAAAGAUUCAGUAAACGUACAUUGUUAUAAUUUUCACCUGGUUAUUGGUUGUAAAAUGUACAUUCUUGAAUGGGAAUUAGUUUCAUAAGAUGAUGUUUUAGUCAAUGCCAAAGUCCAGUUUUGUAUUGCAAAUCCCUUUAUAAGUAGCACAAUUUUAAUGGAUAUGAAACGUUGCAUUUAUUACAUGCUUUUGUGUUAUUGAUUUGGUUUUUAUGUCAGAGUUUGUAGGAUGUUCCUGGGUACCAGGGGACUCUUUUAUUUAGUUAGUUUUAUUAACUUUUUCUCUCUAAUUAGGAGAGAAUUCGUAAGGAUAUUGUGUUAGACCUCAAGUGGUAAUAUUAAUCACAUGGAUUACAUUUCAUAGAAAAUAUGUAUUUUAAGAGUCAGUAUUUCAUGUCAAGCCUCAAAUUUCUUUUUAAGUUAAAACAAAAAAUUUCAGAAAAAUAGGCUUAUGUAUACAUAUUGAGAUCAUACAUAGUUUAAAUCUUUUAGUCAGAAUCGCGCUAUUUCAUAACAGAUGACGAACCAUUUUUCAUCAUAAUCGUAAUUAAUUUAGAAACCCAAACAGUUUCAAUGUUGAGAAAUGUUGCAAAAUCUUCCACGCAUUUUCAUUGUUAAGAUUUUUUAACUCAUCGAUCAUAUAUUUUGCAUUAUUCUACAGAAUUGCAUAACAAUUGUGUAAUAUUACUGAAAAAUCUAGAAUGGUCAAAUUUUUUUUUAGCUUUGUGAUAAAAGUUCCUUGAAUUUAUUCUUGCAAUUGGUGUGCAUAUCAUAAGACAUAAUUAUUUGAAAUUGUAAUGGCUGUUCAUAGCUAUUCCAAGCUCUGGUAAGAUGACUGCCAUAUCCAUCAGCUUGUCAAAAUAAAUUAUUUUCACAUAUACAUUUACAA